UGGGAUGGGACUGAUGUCCAUGAGGGGGUGUACACCAUGUACCACCUGAGCCGGAAUGGCGCCCGCUUCCAGAUGUUUGCUCCUAAUCAGCAGCAGAUGCACGUGAUGGACCACAUGAAGAAGCAGCCGUCCUCCGGAGAGAACAGGAACCUGAUGACCGAGUCAGCUCGCUUCAGCCACGGUCAGGGGAUGACUCAGAUGCAGGACCUGUCUAAGCUGGAAGCCAACGGCUACGAUGCCGUCAUCUUCCCUGGAGGCCACGGCGUCACCAAGAACCUAUCCUCCUUCGUGAAGGAUGGAAAGGACUGCAAGCUGCACGGCGAUGUAGAAAGGGUGCUGAAAGAUUUCCACCGUUCCCGUAAGCCUAUUGGACUGUCCAGCAUGGCUCCUCUGCUGGCCUGCCGCGUGCUUCCCGGCAUCGAGGUGACCAUGGGCUACGAGCGGGACGACAACACCCGCUGGGGGAGCUGGCCUCACACCAGCCUGGUGCAGGCCGUGAAGGGCAUGGGCGCUCGCCACAACGUCCGGGAGCCUUACGAGGCCUAUGUGGACGAGAAGAACAAGGUGGUCAGCACCCCGGCCUUCCUGUGGGAGACGGAGCAGCACUAUCACUACAUCUUCGACGGGAUCGGCAACAUGGUCAAACACGUCAUGCGUAUGUCGACCAAGUGAGACGUAAAGCCGGGGAAAGACUUUUACCUGGAGUAACGUCAGCGCUUUAGUUAAAGAGCAACAGGUUUGCUGAGUGAUG
This is a messenger RNA of Salarias fasciatus (jewelled blenny), 751 nucleotides long. It is a transcript of the gene gatd3l, whose product is annotated as glutamine amidotransferase class 1 domain containing 3, like. The coding region runs from base 37 to 672 and encodes 211 amino acids. Gene Ontology annotation, cellular component: mitochondrion. The transcript is spliced from 6 exons. NCBI's taxonomy places the organism in Eukaryota, Metazoa, Chordata, Actinopteri, Blenniiformes, Blenniidae. The record is from RefSeq and is a predicted model, not a curated record.